GGAAAGUUUCUUCAUUUUAUAUUUUUAUUUUACUCUUUUUGAGUUUUGGCUGAUGUAGAAGUGUAGGUUACGUUUUGUGAAUGUACGUCAAAUGGCCAAACAAUACAAAUGAAAUAAUAUUCAAAUAUAAUAUAAUUAAUGGGUAACAUUGAAAAUGUAUAAUAUAAGCAAUUUAAUUUGUUACAUAUUACUCUUAGCAACAUUUUCAUCAGCCCGUGAGAAUUUGCACAGUAAUGUUACUUCAAAUACAUCAAGUCAAAUAGCUGAAGGAGGUGCGCUUCCACAACAUUCAGAAGAUAAAACACAUUUAAGACGAGAACAUGUAACAAUCUUGGAGAAAACUACAGCAACUAAAGUGAAUGACACAUUAACAGCGAAAGAUUUAAACGGUCAGUCUACUGUUGGAACCAGUAACAAAACAGGAUCUAAGGAUAACGAGGUAGGAAAACCAGUAUUUGAAAAGCCAGAAUUAGAUGCAGGUGUCUCAAAGAAGAUUGAUGUAAAACAAAAUGUGAAAAAGGGGGAAGGUGUAAAUUUCAAUGAUACUGAUAGUUCCAAAUAUGUACCUUCAAAAGAAACUACUUCAGCGAUGAAUAGCACAACAAAACCAGUCUCUGUCACAACAAAACCAACCACAAAGGCCACAAUACCAAAAAAACCUCUAUUUGUUGAACCCAAUGAACUUGCAUCUAAAACUGCAGAAACUAAAAAUCCAGAACCAGAUCCAAAAAUUCCCAAUAUCGACACUCUUCUCGAGAAGAAGAGCAACAGAGCUAAUUAUGUGAUUCCUAUAGUAGCUGUUAUUUUGUCUGUUCCCUUAGUGGCAAUAAUUAUGUCUGUCCUUUAUAAAAGAGGGCAGGAUUGGUGGCAACACAGAAAUUACAGGAGGAUGGAUUUUUUAAUUGAAGGGAUGUAUAACAAUUAAAAUGGCUUAAAAUAUUAUAAAUCCGUUAUUGUUACUUAUAUAUUAUUGAGUGUACCGUGCCUUAUACAGAAUGCAAUAAUUUGUGAUAUUCUUGAUAAUAAAAUGUAUUUUUAUACAGUCAAUAAAUUGUCUAAUGGAAUUUGA
Messenger RNA from Anoplophora glabripennis (Asian longhorned beetle), 1069 nucleotides. RefSeq lists its product as uncharacterized. NCBI's taxonomy places the organism in Eukaryota, Metazoa, Arthropoda, Insecta, Coleoptera, Cerambycidae. The record is from RefSeq and is a predicted model, not a curated record. The coding region runs from base 155 to 925 and encodes 256 amino acids. The transcript has a single exon.